Messenger RNA from Aphanomyces invadans, 3357 nucleotides. RefSeq lists its product as hypothetical. The transcript has 15 exons. The record is from RefSeq and is a predicted model, not a curated record. Gene Ontology annotation, biological process: phosphatidic acid biosynthetic process; intracellular signal transduction. Lineage: Eukaryota; Oomycota; Saprolegniomycetes; Saprolegniales; Verrucalvaceae. Bases 50 to 3310 code for a protein of 1086 amino acids. Gene Ontology annotation, molecular function: D-type glycerophospholipase activity; phosphatidylinositol binding.
CGACGGCAUCAGUCACUAACGCCGUUAGCGAAAGAACUGCAUCCUUGCGAUGGCGCUCGCCAAGGCCGCAUCGGGCGACAACGACCGCAUCAUGGCGCGCAGCCCAUCAGAGGAAUGCGACGACGAGUACGACGCGCUGGAGUCACCGUCCAGCCACAAUUUGCAUGACGAUCUGAGCUUGCGCUUACCUUGCGCGCCGACGGUGCGCGUCGUUGGCGUCGAGCGCGUGAAAGCUCUCCUGUACACGUACAACAUGUUUGUGAUUGAGCUGUCGUUACCGGGCCACCAAACGUGGCGGAUCCGCACGACGACACCGCGGUUGUUUCAGUUGCACUUUUUCCUCCAGAAAGCUCUCCACUUCCGUCAUGUGUUUCAGUUCCCAUCGUCGUUGCUGGCCCACCACACGCCGGUGGAAGUGGGACCGGACACAGUCGCCAACAUUGAGACAUUCUUGACCGAUGUGUUCUCGCACAAGGCGGUGUGGCGCCACCCUCGCGUGCUGGCAUUUGUCGAGUACAGCGCGCUUCGGUUCGACCCGCUCCUUGGAGACAGUCUCGUGGAAGGAUGGGUCAAGAUGCGGUAUGUGCCAUCACGGAAAGGCACGUUGCAUGGCCGCCACAGCUUCAUCGGGUUCCACUUCACCAAGGACAACCUGUUGCGCAUCGCCGAGAUUGCAGUCGCCGUCUCGCUCUGCGUGAUCAUUCCUGUUGGCGUGUUCAACAUCUUUGUCGCGGCGAGCUCGUCCGACACGGUGUCGGAGCUCCAGACAGGUUACAUUGUCGCCGCGUCCAUCUUGAGCGCGAUUCCAGGACUCUACUUUGUCGCCAUCAUGUAUCAAUACUUGCUUCGUCACCGGCGAUGGAUGGUGGUCAAGCCGACGUGCAUUGCGUUCUUCGAGACGGUGCGGUCCACGGCGCCAACGCACGUCAUUCUGUUCCAGCCGCACACCGCCAUCAGCAAAAGCACGCUGCUAAAGCACGGCCUCCACUGGAUGAUGGAUGGGCUGCACGUGACGACGCCAGCAGCAAUUGUCGAGAUUGACUUUAAAUUUAUGGGUCAGUGUCAGUACUUUCACGACGCUCUCAAGCAAGCCAUGGACGAGUGCAUGUACAACUCGCUCCACAAACACAACUCGUUUGCCCCCAUGCGUCCGGCUGUGGACGCCCACUCGACCAACGUCGCGCAGCAUCUCGUGGACGGCGAAGAAGCGUUCGCGACCAUGUUUUGCCACCUCCGCCGCGCGAUGCGGCAGAUUUUUAUCACUGGCUGGUGGAUCUCGCCACACUAUUCGCUCGUUCGGACGUCGGCCCAAGAUCGUCUCGAGUCGGAACUCAGCACCGUCCUGCGCGAGGCCGCGGCCCGAGGCGUGAAAGUGUACGUGCUCGUGUACAGGGAGCACCACAUGGUCUUGCCCAACGACAGCAAGUUCGCCAAGUCGUCGCUCGUCGGCCCCAAUAUCUACGUGCUGCGCCACCCGGAUUUUGUCUUGAUUCCGCAAUUCUGGUCCCACCACGAGAAAAUCGUGUGCAUUGAUCAAACGAUUGCGUUUGUCGGUGGCUUGGACAUUGCGCUUGGCCGAUUCGACUCGCCGAACCAUGCGCUGACCGACGUUGGUGCGACGACGUGGACGGGCCAAGAUUACUCGAACCCGCGGCUGAAAGACUUUGUCGACGUCCAGCACGUCCACCACGAAUUGAUUGACCGGGAAUCGGUGCCGCGCAUGCCGUGGCAUGACGUCCAUUGCAGGCUGGAAGGGCCCAUCGCGCUGGACAUUGCGCGCCAUUUCAUCCAUCGGUGGAACUUCACGGUACAAAAGAAAUACACGGUGAUUGCGAGCCGGACGCGCAGCUGCCACCGGCGGUCCCGAAUCCCCGCCAUCGUGCCGUACACGAGUCAGCCGCAUGUCGACGAGUCUCCAACGGUUGGGGAAAAGGUCCACUGCCAGGUUGUCCGGAGUUUGUGCCCGUGGUCUGGCGGUGUCAAAACGGAAAAGAGCAUCCAACAGGCCUACAUUGACACGAUCGGUGCCGCCAAACACUUUAUUUACAUUGAGAAUCAAUUCUUUGUCUCUGGCUUUGACCAAGACGUGGCAGUGUCGAACCGUGUCGUCGAGGCGCUGUACGACCGCAUUGCCGACGCCCACGCCAAGCGCGAAACGUUCCGAGUCAUGUUUAUCAUGCCGCUCCUGCCAUGCUUUGAAGGCGCCGUGACGUCGGCCGACUCUGCGAAUUUGCGCGCCGUCAUGCAUUGGCAGUACACCACGAUAUGCCGCGGCGGCCACUCGCUUCUCGAGCGACUCGCCAAGAUCAUGCCCGACCCGAGUCAUUAUGUGGCGUUUUUUGGGCUCCGUCAACACGCCCUCUUGAAUGGCCACGUUGUCACGGAGCAAAUUUACAUUCACAGCAAGCUGCUGAUCGCAGACGAUCGGGUGGCUAUCAUUGGGUCAGCCAACUUGAAUGAUCGCAGUUUGUGCGGUGAUCGCGACUCGGAAAUUGCUGUCGUCCUGGAAGAUAGCACGAUGGAAAUGGCGCAUUUUGGGAGGAAGCCGACGACUGUCGGUCGCUUUGGCCAUCGGCUCCGACGUCGCUUGCUUGAGGAGCACUUGGGGAUGGACUUGGAAGACCCGACGAGCGAAGUUGGAUGGCAUACGAUUCGUAGCCUUGCCAACAACAACACGGACAUUUACGAGCGCGUGUUUCAGUGCUUUCCGACGGACAAAUUUACGUCGUAUUUUCACGCGGUGCCCGAGGCGCAUCUCCACGAAGACAUCCGCGUCGUGUACGAGAAUCAACGGUAUGCGUGGGGGUCAGGCUGGUCGGCGGACCAUUUGAUCUUUGGCGAACGGACUGCGUGGAGCGAUGCGUUUGGAAUGCCGUUCGACUCGUUCACACCGAGCGCGUCGUGGCAGGUGGACGUGUCGGAGGGAUGCUGCGACAGCGACGGAUGGCAGUACGCGUUCUCGUUCAGCGCAUUCAAGCACGACAAGGGCGACAAACGAUCGGUGCCCCUGUGGUAUCGCUGGGUUCGCCGUCGGAAAUGGGUUCUUGUCGUGCAUAAGGGCAAAGAUGUGGGGGCGACGGAAGUCCAGGACGAGUCGUCGGUGGAUUUGCGCAAAUUUUUGCGCCGCGUGAGCUCCCGCAUGCUGUCGUCGCGAACUGUGGGCGUCGACAUGGCCCUUCAUCCAGAGUGGAUGCCGCCAGAAGUCGAAGAGCUCAGCCACGUCAAAGGCCAGCUCGUCGACUUUCCACUCGACUUUCUCCGCGACUGCGACUUGCAACCGCUCAUUCUACCCAAGAACAUUUUCAUUUAGCCCUGCUCGCAUUCAAUCCAAUUUUGAUUCUGGCUUGUCGUUCUUAG